Gamsiella multidivaricata is the source of this 886-nucleotide messenger RNA. RefSeq lists its product as uncharacterized. Bases 41 to 886 code for a protein of 281 amino acids. Lineage: Eukaryota; Fungi; Mortierellomycota; Mortierellomycetes; Mortierellales; Mortierellaceae. The record is from RefSeq and is a predicted model, not a curated record. The transcript has 3 exons.
GCCAGCCUCCUCUCAGUGGAAUAACAAGCAGCAGCCUACAAUGUCCGACCAAACAUCCAUCGACGACAACGACGCCCUGACCAUCAAGGACGUCCAGAUCGACGACACCCCCCACAGCCGCCUCUCUCAAGACUCACGACUCUGCCCAACCCUCGGACCCACUGAAUCUGCCGACCGCGACUCGAUUCCUAAUCCUGUCAACGAUCGCAUAUCCACAGCUUAUCCAAUCCAACCUCAACAACAUGGAAUACGUACCCACACUGUGCCGACGACGCCAAUGACGACCGCGAUCGAUAUCAGUCCCCACAGUAUCAUGAAGGAAUCUCGAUUGGAUGACAAGAUGCCUACGAUCGAAACCGACGCACAGACACUACGGUUCUCAAACAUCACUGACGGCGACUUUGACAACGGCGGCAACGGCAACAAAGAGGUUGAACCCAGCCAAGCGUCCAUCCUCACGACGCCCGACCCACGCAGGACCCCAUUCUCAGGAUUCCCUAUCCCACCACCGCCGCCAGGGACUGUCGAAAGUGAGACCAGCAUUGAUGCCAGUCCCGGUCCCGGUCCCGGUAGCUCUUGUUCUUCUCAGGUCUCACUCCGAGCAUACGUACCCUUUGACCCCCAGCCCUGGACGGACGCGAUUGUGGAGCAUCAAACCCAGACCAUCAGGAACUUUCAUGCCAUCGCCCAAACACUGGACACCCUCAACGCAGAACUCCAGUUCAUCUUGUCCGAAUAUCUCACCCGCCAAUACGAGCAAAUCGACGACCUCCUCAAAUCCACCCACGAACGGAUCGCUCAACAGGAGCGGGACCAAGAUCGACUGCAGACCCAGAUGAUCUCGUUCGUCAACGCCAUGAAGGACGCGUUCCAAAUCUUCAGCUAG